Messenger RNA from Penicillium canariense, 267 nucleotides. RefSeq lists its product as uncharacterized. Lineage: Eukaryota; Fungi; Ascomycota; Eurotiomycetes; Eurotiales; Aspergillaceae. The transcript has a single exon. The record is from RefSeq and is a predicted model, not a curated record. The coding region runs from base 1 to 267 and encodes 88 amino acids.
AUGCCGAUCAACUCCUCCCAAGACAGUGGCGUGACGGGUGCUGCCAAAUUCGUUACUUCUACAGUCGGCAAUACGGUGGGCGGAGUGACUCGCACGGUUGGCGGCGUCGCUGGAGCCGCGACGCGCGGUGUGGGCGAUACUAUCAACAGUGCGACCGGUAGUGCUGGCAAGCCUGUCGGCGACGCGCUUGGCAGCGCGGGUACCGGGGCUGAAGAUGGCGCGAAGCGCGUUGCGAGGGGUGUGGAGGAUGCCGGACAGUGGAGAUAG